AUGGUUAGAGCUGAUGCUACCGCGUGUAUCAAGGUACUGCUGAAUACGAUAGAGGCCCAUUUCGGUUUUAGACCAACAUACAGGAGGGUUUGGUUGGCUAAGCAGAAGGUUGUGACACAGCUUUACGGAGAUUGGAAUGAGUUAUGCAAUGAGUUUCCGCGAUGGGUACUAGGUGUGCAGACAAUGAUGUUAAGUAGUGUUGCAGUGUUGAGGAUGAGUUCUGUACGAGUUGGUGGGCAAGUGGAUCAGAGUACAUUGCUUGUUGCGAUUACUCAGAACGGGAACUCUAACAUCUUGCCUGUUGCAUUUGCACUUCUGGAGGGUGAGAAUGUCGAGUCGUGGUCAUUUUUUCUAUCCCAUCUCCGCCAGCACAUCACUCCGCAGCCAAGUAUUCUAGUGAUAUCGGAUCGGUAUAACAGUAUCAAUGCCACACUUGAGGCUCCCGACGGAGGUUGGCUACCACCCGCUGCAUACCGUGCAUUCUGCAUUCGACUUGUGGCUGCAAAUUUUGCCCUGAUUUUUAAGGGCAAGGAUGCACGUAGGCUUCUGGUGAAUGCGACCUAUGCCAAGAUUGAGGUUGAGUUUGAUUACUGGGUUGAUAUUCUACGAACUGACGACCCUGCCAUGUGUGACUGGGCUAACAGGAUUGAGUAUGUAAUGUGGACUCAGCAUCAGGAUGAGUGCGGACCGUGGUAG
This is a messenger RNA of Arachis stenosperma, 696 nucleotides long. RefSeq lists its product as uncharacterized. Lineage: Eukaryota; Viridiplantae; Streptophyta; Magnoliopsida; Fabales; Fabaceae. The record is from RefSeq and is a predicted model, not a curated record. Bases 1 to 696 code for a protein of 231 amino acids. The transcript has 2 exons.